Cordyceps militaris CM01 is the source of this 654-nucleotide messenger RNA. RefSeq names its product cytochrome b5 reductase, putative. NCBI's taxonomy places the organism in Eukaryota, Fungi, Ascomycota, Sordariomycetes, Hypocreales, Cordycipitaceae. Gene Ontology annotation, molecular function: heme binding. The coding region runs from base 1 to 654 and encodes 217 amino acids. The record is from RefSeq and is a predicted model, not a curated record. The transcript is spliced from 2 exons. Gene Ontology annotation, cellular component: membrane; intracellular membrane-bounded organelle.
AUGACAACACAAACGAUUGAAGAACCAAGAAUUAUCACGGCCGCUGAACUGGCCAAGUAUGAGGGAGCAGACACCCUCUGGCUAGCCGUCCACGGCAAGGUGUAUAACUUGACUGCCUACGCAGCGGAUCAUCCCGGAGGCGUAGAUGUCUUGAAAGACAGUGCCGGCACAGAUGCGACCGAGUCGUUUGACUACGCAGGCCAUCCCAAAAGCGCGGUCCAAAGCAUGGCCAAGUUUUGCAUUGGCAGGCUCGAGGGUAGCCAUGAACUCGUCGCAGAAGAACCGAAAGAGACGCCUGCACUCAAAACAACGGCAGCGCCUGCUGGAAAGUCUUCAUCAGAUAGCAAGACUCGUCUAUUGAUGCCUCUUCUCUUGGUUGGUGCUGGCGCCAGUCUGCCGUUUCUCCCGAAACUUGCCAAAGAGGUUUCGAACAAGCUGCCAUCGAUAAACCACCUUACUCUUCCGUCUUUGGAUCUGGGCAGCUCCGGAUCAAGUACGUUUCUUUUGGGUCUCGCUGUCGGCCUCGGCCCGUUGCUUGCUGGUGUCUGGGCACUCUAUGCUUUGCUCUGCAAAUCUAUGGACCACGAGAAAAAUGUGUUUUCGUAUCCUAGCGUGAUUCCAAACCCAAGGAGAGUGAGGGUUAGAGUUGAAUAA